This is a messenger RNA of Strongylus vulgaris, 237 nucleotides long. NCBI's taxonomy places the organism in Eukaryota, Metazoa, Nematoda, Chromadorea, Rhabditida, Strongylidae. The record is from the annotation of a GenBank genome assembly.
AUGACGCCUGGACAGUAUCAGCGACGAAGUAUGCCAAGAGAUCCGGACAGUGCAAGAAAUGUCGGAGAGGGCUCUACGUUUGACCCCAGUAGCACCUCUGCUAUUAGCACUAGUACAGCCAGUCGUCUUAGCUUGAGUAAUUCUCGUCAAGCUUCUGCAUCAGGAACGUCAACAUCAGGAAGUCGUUUUGGCAGAAGAAUUCGUCCUGGCGAUGGAUAUCCAACUAGUACUGAGUCA